GAGUCCGGCGGGGAGGUUUAAGAGCGUGGGGCGCGGGCAGUGGACAGCCCAACGCGCCGCGGGACCCGAGAUCCUGCGCGCCGGUCUGCGGGGCGGGGCAGGGCAGGGCGCACCGGGCAGGGCGCGCCGGGGGCCGCCACCCCACCAUGCUCAAGCGCUGCGGCCGACGCCUGCUGCUGGCGCUGGCGGGCGCGCUGCUCGCCUGCCUGCUGGUGCUCACGGCGGACCCGCCCCCGCCCCCGGUGCCCGCCGAGCGCGGCCGGCGAGCGCUGCGCAGCCUGGCGGGCCCCGCGGGGGCGGCCCCGGCUCCCGGGCUGGAGGCGGCGGCGGCGGCGGCGGCUCCCGCUGCGCUCGCCCGCGAGGUGCACAGUCUGUCCGAGUACUUCAGCCUGCUGACCCGCGCGCGCAGAGACGCGGGCCCGCCGCCCGGGGGCGCCCCCCGCCCCGCCGACGGCCACCCGCCGCCCCCAGCGGAGCCGCUGGCGCCCCACGACGUCUUCAUCGCGGUCAAGACCACCAGAAAGUUUCACCGCGCGCGCCUCGACCUGCUGCUGGAGACCUGGAUCUCGCGCCACAAGCAGAUGACGUUCAUUUUCACCGACGGGGAGGAUGAAGCCCUGGCCAGGCGCACCGGCAACGUGGUGAACACCAACUGCUCGGCUGCCCACAGCCGCCAGGCCCUGUCCUGCAAGAUGGCCGUGGAGUUCGACCACUUCAUGGAGUCCGGGAGGAAGUGGUUUUGUCACGUGGAUGAUGACAACUACGUCAACGUCAGGGCUUUGCUGCGGCUGCUGGCCAGCUACCCGCACACCCAGGACGUUUACAUUGGCAAGCCCAGUCUGGACAGGCCCAUCCAGGCCACCGAGAGGGUCAGCGAGAACACGAUGCGUCCCGUCCACUUCUGGUUUGCCACCGGUGGGGCUGGCUUCUGCAUCAGCCGGGGGCUGGCCCUGAAGAUGAGCCCGUGGGCCAGCAGGGGCCACUUCAUGAACACGGCCGAGCGCAUCCGCUUGCCGGACGACUGCACCAUCGGCUACAUCGUGGAGGCCCUCCUGGGGGUGCCCCUCAUCCGCAGCGGGCUCUUCCACUCCCACCUGGAGAACCUGCAGCAGGUGCCGGCCUCGGAGCUCCACGAGCAGGUGACCCUCAGCUACGGCAUGUUUGAAAAUAAGCGGAACGCCAUCCACGUGAAGGGGCCCUUCUCCGUGGAGGCCGACCCGUCCAGGUUCCGCUCCAUCCACUGCCACCUGUACCCAGACACGCCCUGGUGUCCUCACACCAGCAUCUUCUAGCCGCCACGGCUGAGACCCCGUCCUCGGGCGCCCCUGGUAUCCAAAGGGCCCGGGGACCCGUGUUGUGCCGCCCUGGCCUUGGCGUUCGAGGCUCCCCGGGGCUGUGCCUACGUCUGUGUGUGUGCCGUGCGCCGGUCCGUGGAGCAGACUGCUGGGCGGUCCUGUUCUGCAAGGGAGCGGGCCAAAGGGCCACUUGUCUGCGUUCCCACGUGCCUCGGGUCAGCGGGCUCCAGAGCCCCAUCCCGGAAGCACGUGCCUGCAUCGGAGGUCGCUCUGAGGGCAGUUUUCUUUACCAUCUCAGAGUCUUAGGGCAACAUGGGGAUUGGGGGCUGCUCUGCGUGGACCUGCAGGCUCUGUGCUGGGGCACCUGCGCCCUGAGAUCCUGGCCCCUCCUCGGAGCCCCCGGGACAACUGAGUGUUGCUCAGUGCAGGGAAGCCGGGUUCUGUAGGGGGCGUCCCGAGCCCCCUUCUCCCACUGAGCUCUGGCCCAGGCACUGGGAAGCAGAGAAACAGCACCUGGGUCCAGCCACUCCCGUUAAGCCCCUAGGGGCUGUGUGGCUAGGGGAACAGUGGCUCCCCUCCCGGCCAUCCUGGGUGGGGAGUCUCUCCAGCCCUCUCUGGUGUCUUCUCUUUGUCUCUUCCCACGAUGGGGAGACAGAGCUGAGCAUUUUAUCUCCUCUUUGAAGCAGAGAGAAAGUCGCCCAUAGUGGGUGUGUCUGUAAAUAUUUUGACAGUAUUUUUUUACUGUGCUGGUUUCUCAUAAGGGGGUGGGUAAAAAGUAGGGUGUUUUGUCGUUUUUUCUUGGGGGGGGGGCAGGUAUUAUUUUAUCUUUUCUGUGGAUCAGAAAAAGCAGAAGCCAAACGUGAGAUAUCUUUGUCGUUAAAGCUGAUGGAAAUGUCUAACACUGCACGUAUUUAUAUGUCCCGGGCUCUGGACUCUCCUCCCCCACCUCGUGCAUAGUACCUGUCUCCUGCAGGCCCAGCUUGGUGCACCUGGCCCGUGGGAUGUGUUUUGUCUUCUGUUUUUCCUUCUGCAAAGACAUAGGUAGGAAAGCGACAGAUAAUGGGAAAGUUCUCAGGGAAUUGAAGGGUGGUUGCUAUGGUGACGUCCUUUGCUGUGAAUAAAAGUGCUCUUUGGGGCAACCCCAGGGGGUCCUGGUUUUGCUGGAAGUUGGGCCUGAGGUGCAGGUCUGUCUGAGGUGGUUCCAGGGGACUGGGGGCUCAGGUACUCAUGUGGGGGAGGUGGAAAGAGGGGAAUCUGAAUAGCUCCUUGCAGGUGCCUGAGAGGCGUGGCCAGCCCUGGCCCCGCCCCCCUGUGGAUGUGGUGGUGGGGGCGGUGGUGGGGGGGUGGCUGGAUCCACAGGUCUCAUCCAGAGGAGCAGCCCUAAGGCUUUGCAGCUGCAGCCUGUGUUGGCCUGGCUCUAGGGGCUGCAGGGAGCCCAGCCCUCCCUGCAGGAGGGCUGGGGGCUUGUUGUGGCCCAGCUCGGACCUCCUUAUCUGGCUUCAUCCCCAUCACAAACCCAGAGACCAUGUCCUUGUCCCAUUUUGCAGAUGGGCGAAUUAAGGCUCAGAGCCAGUGACAGCCAAGGUUAGGUAACUGAACUGGGCCGGCAGGGUGGUAGAGACCUCAAACUCAGAGGCCUGGUGGGCCUUGGAUCCUGGCCUCCCCUUGUGCCGGGCACCCCACACUCGAUGAUCUGGGAGCUGGGCCCCCAUGCCACCCGGACAGGCCGCAGGAGGCUGGGCCAGGAUGUCCCCGGGCCUUGUUUCCUACAACAACCAGCUCCCCGAUGACCACUGCCCUUUCUUCCCCAAAUCCAGUGGAGGGUGGCAGGAGUAGGCAGGGGCUGGUCCUGCCUCAGCUGCGGCUUCCCUCCCCAGUCCCCAGCAGCCUGGGGACAGCCCUUGCGCCCUCUUCCUCUUGCUGAGUCCCAGCUGCCUCGGCCCCUCGACUCCAGGUUCCCAGACCUCCAUGCUCCCCACUCUGCUCCAAGC
This is a messenger RNA of Prionailurus viverrinus (fishing cat), 3286 nucleotides long. It is a transcript of the gene LFNG, whose product is annotated as LFNG O-fucosylpeptide 3-beta-N-acetylglucosaminyltransferase. Bases 147 to 1292 code for a protein of 381 amino acids. NCBI's taxonomy places the organism in Eukaryota, Metazoa, Chordata, Mammalia, Carnivora, Felidae. Gene Ontology annotation, molecular function: O-fucosylpeptide 3-beta-N-acetylglucosaminyltransferase activity. The record is from RefSeq and is a predicted model, not a curated record. Gene Ontology annotation, biological process: pattern specification process; regulation of Notch signaling pathway. Gene Ontology annotation, cellular component: Golgi membrane. The transcript has 8 exons.